Pyrus x bretschneideri (Chinese white pear) is the source of this 1487-nucleotide messenger RNA. RefSeq lists its product as uncharacterized. Lineage: Eukaryota; Viridiplantae; Streptophyta; Magnoliopsida; Rosales; Rosaceae. The transcript has 9 exons. The record is from RefSeq and is a predicted model, not a curated record. The coding region runs from base 1 to 1194 and encodes 397 amino acids.
AUGCCGUCAUAUAGACGCAUAGAUCCUCCGCUGCUUCCAACUUGGAUAGUAGGGGAGGUGAUGUCAGGUACUUCUUUAAGUCUUGUAAAGCUUUCUCGCACUUCGUCGUUCCAUUUGUCUCGCUGUGUCCUGAUUGCCUUGAAAAAGCUUGCAUUGGUCAGUAGGCCGCGUGAGGAGUUAGUUGAGUGCAGCUGCUCAUCAGGCAUUAUCGACCUUGAUGCCAUCUUCUUGACCCGUCUGCUGUGGUUUCUAUUUGGUGGAGCUGCUUUGUACUCUCCGUCUUGUUUGUUUGCCCAGAAAAUCGACGGAAAAUGUUUUGAGUUGGAAGAGAUGUUGAUGGGUCAUGCAGAUGGUAUAUCUGAGCCUCGGUCAUCCAAGGAUCGGUUACUUCCUUAUGCUGAAUCAUCCGAGUUAGAUGAUGUUGACACUGCAGACUCUUCUGAGCAAAUUCUUCACACGGCCUCCUUCGAAGAGCUUGCAAAGAAUAUCGUUAAGUAUGACACUGUUAUAUGGCUUUCUAUAUCGCUGUUGCUGGUUUUAGCUUGGGGAGUUGGCAUCAUUAUGCUUUUAUAUCUGCCUUUUAAGAGAUAUGUUCUUCAGAAGGAUGUUUCCUCACGAAAACUAUAUGUUACGCCAAGUGAAAUAGUUUACAAGGUUUCGAGGCCAUCUUUCAUACCCUUCUGGGGCAUCACUACAAUUGAGAAGCAUGUACCCCUUUCCCUGGUGAUUGACAUCAUUAUAGAACAAGGUUGCUUGCAGUCAAGGUAUGGAAUUCAUACCUUUAGAAUUGAAAGUAUAGCAUGUGGAAAAGCCGCAGCUGUAGAUGAACUACAGGUUCAAGGGGUUUCUAACCCUAGUGGUUUGAGGAAGGUAAUCAUAACAGAAGCUUCAAAGGCCAUACGAGAAAGUGCUGUAAGUUGGAAGCCUACUGCCACCACUACUGAAGGGGAAAGCGUGGCUCGUACUGGAUCAUUGACUGAGGGACCUCUUGUUUUGAGAUCGCCAUCUAAAAGCUUAAAGAUGUCAGCAUCACCACGCUAUGCGUCAAUAGAACGCAGAGGCGUAGUACCUGGGGAUUUGCUACUUAAUAAACUUGACGAAGUCAAUAAAUCUGUGAAGAGAAUCGAGUUGUUAAUUGAGAAGUCCCGUGCACACCCUGAGUCCUCAACUGAAAUGAAGUCAGAUGUACGCUAGGCCUGUAGAUGUACCUUUAACAAACAACAAACGAGCAGUGAAAGAAGAGAGAUGUAUAAAUAUUUCUGCAUGUGUCUGUAACUAUUGGAAUUGGUUACUAAUGGCUUCCCCGGUUACCUCGGUUGUAGCUGUACAGGAUGUUGCAACCUAAAAGCGUUUUGAACAGCGGCUCAUCACGAUUCCUUUUUGUUUAUCUUAUGGUAGAGAUUUGCCGUUUCUUACUAUCUUUGUAGUUUCUCAUUGACUGUGAUAUUGCUUAGAUAUAAUUCACUGGAUGAAAUUUCAGUUUUUAA